AUGGAUCAACUAGCAGAGGGCGAUGAUGUUGUAAUCCCUGCUGCCAAGCGACAGAAGACGACCCAUCUUCACUUGAGAGGUCCCAGAGAUGAAUCGCGAGACAACCCACCGAGACUAUCAGCCAGUGACUACACCGUUGCUUGGAUUUGCGCUCUACAUAUAGAACUGGCCGCAGGGCGGAUGAUGCUAGAUGAGGAACAUGAACCCAUACCUCAUCCCCCCAACGACAGUAAUACGUACGUGCUUGGACGCAUCUGGCAGCACAAUGUCGUCAUUGCGUGCCUGCCGGCGCAUCAAUAUGGGACAAACAACUCGGCAAGUGUCAUCUCAAAUAUAAAUCGGACAUUCCCUUCCAUUCGCUCGUGCUUGCUUGUGGGAAUCGGUGGAGGCGUCCCGAGUAGAGCUGAUGUACGUUUGGGCGACGUUGUUGUAGGGACGAGAGUGAUGCAGUAUGAUUUCGGAAAGGUGAUCAGCGAUGGCUCGCUACAGAAGACAGCAAUCCCUAGGAUGCCACCUUCGUCACUUGGGACAGUAGUGUCUGCCCUCCGGUCGAAGCAUGAGCUUGGACAUGGCCAAGUAGCCUCGAUUUUGCAGGAAAGAUUGGCCAUGCAUGCUGAUUAUAGACGGCCAAUCUCACCAGACCGCCUCUUUUACGCGACGUACAUUCACGAACUUGCUAUGAUCGACUGCGACAACUGUGACCACUCCAAACUUGUAACACGUCGGCAGCGUACAACUGAAGAUGCGGUAAUUCAUUAUGGAGGGAUCGCAUCAGGGAACCAAGUCAUGAAGUCCGCCAUCACUCGUGAUAGAAUUUCUCGGGAGUUGGAUGUCAUAUGUUUCGAAAUGGAGGCUGCUGGAAUCAUGGAUGUGCUGCCUUGUCUCACAAUCAGGGGCAUUUGCGAUUACUCGGACUCUCAUAAGAGCAAAGAAUGGCAGAGAUAUGCUGCCGCCGCCGCGGCAGCAUACGGAAGGGAAUUCCUCGAGAUCCUCCCGGUAACGGAUAUUGAUACAAGUCGUGCCAAUGUGCCUAUUAUCCCCCAGAGGACGUCCCAAGAGCGUCGCCGACGUUUGCUAGAAGCGCUUAAGUUUGAUCAGAUGGAUUCUCGAAGGCUAAAUAUCCACAAAAAUCACCUCGAAACAUGUCAAUGGUUUCUCGACCACCCCAGUUACAAAUCCUGGCUUGACCAAGAACAGCUUGUAGGCCACCAUGGCUUUCUAUGGAUUCGCGGCAAACCAGGAGCUGGCAAGUCAACAAUGAUGAAGUUUGCAUAUUUGAAUACGAAACAAAACACUGGAUUCGGGGGGAAGACAUUGACGGCGUCGUUUUUCUUCAAUGCUCGAGGCGAAGGUCUCGCAAAAUCUGUCACUGGGAUGUAUCGGUCGUUGCUGUACCAACUGCUCGUGGGAUUCACUGACUUGCAGUCGGUGUUGGAAGAUCCAGAGCUGCCAGCGCCUAGCCAACAUGGCUACCCAUUGAGCGUUUUGAAAGAGCUUUUCCACAAUGCAGUUUCUGGGCUCGGCCAACGCUCUUUUACCUGCUUCGUCGACGCUCUGGAUGAGAGUGACGAGCAACAGAUCAUAGACAUGGUUCAGUACUUUGAAGAUCUGGCACAACAUGCGACUGAGCAACAUAUUCAACUACGAGUCUGCUUUUCGAGCCGCCAUUAUCCUUACAUCGACGUCGACUUGGGGCUACGUCUGACAUUGGAGGAGCAGCCAGGUCAUAUGGAAGAUAUGGCGAAUUAUGUCAAAAGUCGUCUACGAGUAAAAGACUCUGAGCUAUUUGAGGAGUUAGAACCGCAAAUUCUUGAAAAGUCCGCCGGCGUAUUUCUAUGGGUUGUCCUAGUUGUGGACAUUCUUAACAAAGAGAUUCGAGGCGGCCGGCCGACUCUCAAAAAGAGCUUCGCGGAAAUACCCAGCGACUUGAGCGAGCUAUUCAAAAGUAUACUAAAGCGUGACAGUGAAAACAUGGAGGAUAUGCAGCUCUCUCUAUUAUGGCUCCUUCUUGCCCAACGGCCGUUGGAGCCUAAAGAGUAUUAUCACGCUCUUUGGUCUGGUUUAGCCUUGAAGGGCCUGGCCGAUGCCGGAGUUCCCGACGUCGUUUCCCUACACGCAAAUGAACGCAUUGACAGAUACGUCACCAGUUCCUCCAAAGGUCUCGCCGAGGUCACAAAAUCAACGCCCCCAAUUGUGCAGUUUAUUCACGAGUCUGUCCGAGAUUUCCUCAUUAAAGAUAAUGGCCUUCAAGAACUGUGGCCCCAUCUAGGCUACCACUGGCAGAGUCUGGGCCACGAGAGACUCAAACUGUGUUGCAACUACUACCUGGAACAGGACAUUAAAUUUCCAUCUACCAGAAGACGCGGGGGCAAAGGAUUGAUGAAAAAUUUUGCAUUUCUGCAGUAUGCAACUCUGGAGAUUUGGCACCAUGCGGAAGCGGCCGCCGAUACGGUUCCUCAAGAUAAAUUUCUGUCUUGCUUCUCCGUCACCAAAUGGAUAAAGCUAUUCAACUGGUUUCAAUACUUCAAUGUCCGAAAGUAUAGCCCAAAUGCAAACCUGUUCUACAUCCUUGCGGAACGGGGGUUGCCAAAGCUUAUCCACACAAGAAUGAAAGAGGACCCGAGUGUUCAUGUCGCUGGGGAGCGAUAUAAGUACCCAAUCUUUGCCGCGCUGGCCAACAGUAACGGAGAGGCCGCUGCUGCUCUUCUAAACGCACCGUCAAGGUUCAGCGGCGGAGAAGAUAUCACAGAAGGAUUGAAACAUAGGAAAGAUCUUGACGGCUAUGAACAGCGGACACCACUGACGUGGGCUGUGCUGAAAGAUAGAACGAGUCUUGUCAAGUUACUUCUGCGAGCCGGGGUGGCCGUCGAUGAGAAGGAUGAGAUGCAGGAAACAGCACUUCAACUGGCCUCGAUCAGUGGAAAUGAGGCUGUCCUCAUGCUUCUAAUCGAAGCAGGGGCGGACGUUAACAUGCCCGACAGUAAGAAAACAACAUCACUUAUACACGCCAUAGUGGAGCGUAAUGCGACAGGAGCGAGGCUCCUUAUCGAAAACGGCGCAAGAGUUAAUGAAAGCGACGACAUCGGAACAGUGCCUCUCUUCAGUGCAAUAGAAAGCGGGCAGACGACCAUAGUCAGCUGCCUCAUCAAACAUGGCGCAGAUAUUCAUACUACCCACGUUUAUGGAAAGACACCGCUCACAUGUGCUAUACGCCACAACCACAUUGAUAUAGUCGAGCUUCUUAUCAACGCAGGCGAAAGUGUUAAUCGUGCCGACGGCGCGGAACGAAAACCACUCAUCUGCGCAUUAGACCACGCCGAUGAGGCCAUGGCCAGGUUUCUAAUCACAAGCGGCGCAGAUGUAAACGUCAAAGAUUCUCGCGGAUCGUCAGCACUGCUUCGGGCUGUUCAGCGCGGCUAUUACUCAUUAGCUAUGUUUCUUGUCGAGCGAGGCGCGGAUGUGAAUUCCGAUGAUGAUGUGGGAUACACGCCGCUAAAAUGGGCGGUGAUUCGGGGCAGCGAGGAAAUUACCUCUCGUCUUAUCAACAGUGGCGCAGAUGUAAAUCACCGAACGAGUAGGGGUGAAUAUACAGCAUUGCAAAGGGCCGUGGAGCGUGGCGACGAGGCAAUCACAAGGCUGCUACUCGAAAAUGGCGCCGAUACGAAUAUCAGGACGAAUACUCAGACGUUUCCGCUGCACCGGGCGUUGUUGCUCGGCCAUCUAGGUGUAGCCAAUCUUCUCAUUGACCAUGGCGCGGAUGUGAAUGCCAGAGAUGGUAAUGGGAAUUCUCCCUUGGACUGGGCGUUGUUGUCAAAGGAUCGGUCAAUUGCUGAGCGAAUGGUGGAGAAGGGUGCAGGGAGUAAGUUUCCCCAAGCACUCGGCUAA
This is a messenger RNA of Pochonia chlamydosporia 170, 3885 nucleotides long. RefSeq names its product ankyrin repeats (3 copies) domain-containing protein. Gene Ontology annotation, molecular function: protein binding; catalytic activity. The coding region runs from base 1 to 3885 and encodes 1294 amino acids. The record is from RefSeq and is a predicted model, not a curated record. Gene Ontology annotation, biological process: nucleoside metabolic process. NCBI's taxonomy places the organism in Eukaryota, Fungi, Ascomycota, Sordariomycetes, Hypocreales, Clavicipitaceae. The transcript is spliced from 2 exons.